UGCAUUCGUCCUGUUGCAAAUAAUUUACGCGUCCAACUACUGCGCAGGAGCCGUAAAACUGUCAAAUGAAAAAUCAAUAAAGCUUUUUCCCAAUGUUGAAAAGUGUAGGAAAUUAAAAUCACAACGUCCACAAUCAAAUAAAGAAGGUGUGCAACUGAACGCUAACCCCCUUACAGCCGUGUGAACUCAUUUAAUUGCUAUUGCUUAGCCAAGCUCCAUGGCAGCAGCAUGAAUCCAGUGCCAAAUCGUGAAUAUAUAGAGGUGUGUGCCGCUGCCAUACACCAUCAUCAGUAUCCCCAGCAUCAGCACCAGCAUCAACAUCAUCAGCACCAUCAGCAACUCGCACUCAAUCCUUUACUAAACCCUGCACCUCCACCGCCGCCACCGCCCGCACCACUCCCACACCCGCACGAGCUGCAGCCACCUCAACACGAGCACCAGCCACACUGCAAGCAGCAAUGUUUUGUUUUCACAGAAAUCGCGGACAUUGAACUACCGCCAGAGAUUACAAAGCUUGGCAGUGAGAAGCUAAAGAAUGGCGCCAUCGCCGCUGCCGCAUAUAAAAUGAGCGCGUGUAGUGAUACGGGUAGUGAGCCCAGCCGUUCGACGCGCAGUCGCCGGCUGAUAGUUGUGCUCGGCAUAAUGUUGGUGUGCAUAGCCAUGGCAGGUGGCAUACCAUUGGCGCUGCAGUUGCGUUCCUCGUCGCUGCUAGAAGCGCGGCUUGCAUUCAUACGUCGUUUGUUGGCUGAAUCGCCGCUAAUUGAAGGCUCCGCUUGGCAGCCACCGAUGCGUGAUGUUCUGAAUCGCAGCAGCAGCAGCAGUGGUAUGUUAAACGAAGUGCGUCGCAAUCAUGUUGGUGCAGUUUUUUGGCCAAUUUCGGUGCCGUGCGGCGCACAGUAUUUGGAUGCCGUACAGUUGGCAUUGGAGGGUAUCGAUGAGGCACGCCGCAUUACCGCUAAUACGGACGCAUUGCACAUUGUGCUCUCUGCCGACGAAAUGGAACAGACGCAUAUCCGAGGUGAAGUAGCUGUGAUGCUUGGUCUGGGCGGUGGCCACACAUUAGGUGCCAGUUUGGCAGUACUGCGAUCGAUGUAUCUGCUCGGCGCACGCUUCGUAUCGAUUACUAGUUUGGAAUGCACAACACCCUGGGCUGCUGCUUGCAUACGCAGUCAUGACUAUUUGUUCGAGGAAAAUGCCACACAUUCGAUCAACGAGUUUGGAAAGACGGUGCUUUACGAGAUGAAUCGACUGGGAAUGCUUAUCGAAAUCUCUCAAUUGUCAGAGGCGGCUAUGGUGACUGCAUUGCACACGGCCAAAGCGCCGGUUUUGCUCUUGAAUGCUGUGCCAGUUUCGGUUUGCAACAGCUCCAGCGUAGCCUCCAUACCUGAUCGCAUUUUGAGCUUGCUUUCGGACAAUGGUGGCGUAAUAAUGCUGAAUUUAGAACGCUGUGAAGAACGUCGGUUCUCUGUACGCGAAGCUAUCAACGCCAUCAACUAUGUGCGCAAGGUGGCCGGUGUCGAUCACAUUGGUUUGGGUGGUGCGCCCAAGAGUUAUGCUUUUCUGUUAGCUGAGCUGGCACGCGAUCGCGUUUGGGGUAAUGCGGCUAUCAAGAAACUAAUUGGCGGCAAUGUAGUGCGCAUUUUACGUGAAGUGGAGACAUUGAAAAAUCGGUUGCCCUUAUACGAGGAUUGGAUACCACGGGAGCUUGUCGAGAGUACUUCCUAUUGCCGCUAUCCGGAGACAUAAACAUACGGGAGAUAAUUAAUGUGUAAACAUUUUCAGCUGAAAAAGCGUAUCUUUUGUUAGAGUUUUUUGUUAGCGCGCACACACAUACAGUUAAUCCCACCCAACCACACCCCAUUACGUUUAACUAUGGUAGUUAUAAAUGCAUAAAUGCAUACAUAUUUGAAUAGGGAUUCGUGCAAGUACGUACGUACAAACAUACAAAAGUACUAUAUACAUAGACAGCCUGAUAGCUAUUACAUAUGUAUUCUCAUAAUAAUUAGUUACAUACCCCGUAGCGAAUGGCAUUAAUUGGUCUCUUAAGUGUCUAGUACUGCCAAGUUACGUCUUAAAUGACUUUGGGCUCUGUUUAUAUGGAAGUCGUUGACUUUGUCAUGCAGUGAUCAUUGAUGACGUUCAAACGACAUUAUCCUGCAAUGGAAUGUUUAUAAGUCACCGUUGC
Messenger RNA from Rhagoletis pomonella (apple maggot), 2185 nucleotides. RefSeq names its product dipeptidase 2-like. The transcript is spliced from 4 exons. Lineage: Eukaryota; Metazoa; Arthropoda; Insecta; Diptera; Tephritidae. The record is from RefSeq and is a predicted model, not a curated record. The coding region runs from base 229 to 1746 and encodes 505 amino acids. Gene Ontology annotation, biological process: proteolysis. Gene Ontology annotation, molecular function: metallodipeptidase activity.